UGCCCCAAAAAAGCGAGAAAAGCCGACAAAACCCGUUCUCUCAGUAGGGGACACCGUGUUUGUUGCCGCGGCCCUCAUCCAGUGUCAGCGGCGGACUUUUCCACGGCGAAGAAGACGGAUCGGAUUUUCAGUACCAACUAGAAAGUCCAGUUCGACCGACCGAGAUGUCACAGGAGCAUGACAAUAAGCGUGCGGUCCUGGUUCUCCAGAACGAGCCGGGUUAUGGCGGCCAGCGUCGCUCCUUCACCACAGAAGACGAGGCCUGGAAAUCGUUCCUGGAGAACCCCCUGACAGCCGCCACCAAGGCCAUGAUGAGCAUCAAUGGCGACGAAGACAGCGCUGCAGCUCUGGGCCUUCUCUACGACUACUAUAAGGUGCCCAGGGAAAAGAGAACAAUAGGCCAGAACAAGCCAGACACACUGGUCUCAGAUGUGGAUCCCAACAAAAGACACCAGAUCCAGACUGGACACCCCCUAGGUCCACACCAGGAAGCUGGCAUGGAGAGCAGGAUCCAGGUCCUGAAGGGGCCCUUCAAUAUUCUUCAACUGGCCCAGGACAAGAGGAGCCAGUUCCCGUCACCAGACACAACCGUCACAGUUUCCAUUGCUGCCGUGCCAAACUACCCGCCCGUCAAGACAGAGGUGCCCACCCACGGCUUCUCAGUGACAGUGCCAAACAACUGUGCCGAAACCGACAGCCAUGUGGGCGUCUUUGACCGGCAUCUCACCCACAACACGGUCCAGUUCAGCCCCAGCACUCAGUCCCGCACGCCGCCCGACUCCACCUUCUCCGAGAGUUUCAAGGACGGUUCCCAGGAGGUGUUUUCCUUCCCAGGAGAUCUCCAGUUACGAAUGGCCUCCAUGGCGCCUGAGGACUACACUCACUUCAACACUGUGCCAGGGAAUAAUUUCGAGUACACUCUAGAGGCGUCCAAGUCUCUGCGUCAGAAGACAGGUGACGGGACGAUGACGUACCUCAACAAGGGCCAGUUUUACCCCAUCACCCUCAGGGAGAUUGACAGCAAAGGCAUGCAGCAACCCAUCACCAAAGUCAGGAGUGUAGUGAUGGUGGUGUUCGGAGAGGAGAAGUGCAGAGAUGAUCAGCUGAAACACUGGAAGUACUGGCACUCCAGGCAGCACACUGCCAAACAGAGGUGUCUCGACAUUGCUGAUUACAAGGAGAGCUUCAACACCAUCGGCAACAUCGAGGAGAUUUCCUACAAUGCCAUUUCCUUCACCUGGGACACGAAUGAGGAAGCCAAAAUCUUCAUCUCCGUCAACUGUCUGAGCACAGACUUCUCCUCUCAGAAAGGGGUGAAGGGUCUCCCCUUGAACCUGCAGAUCGACACCUACAGCUACAACAACCGCAGCAACAAGCCCAUCCACCGCGCCUACUGCCAGAUCAAAGUGUUCUGUGACAAGGGAGCGGAGAGGAAGAUCCGCGACGAGGAGAGAAAGCAGUCGCGCCGGAAAGGGAAGGUGGCCGACAUCAACCCUGGCCUGUCCUUUGUCGACGUCAAAGUGCCCAUCCUCCAGAAACGCAACGAUGUGACCAUCUUCAAGAUGAUGACUGACAUCGAGACUCAGCCUGUGCUCUUCAUCCCUGACAUUCACUUCUCCACCUUCCAGCGCCAUCCUUUCUCAACAGAAGAUGGAGAGGAGAGCUCAGGGAUGAAGAGAUUACCCUUCAGCGAGGAGGAGUUCAGUUCGCCUCCAAACAAGAUGCAGAGGGUGGAGGAAGCAAAGAAAGUGCUGCUGUACGUGCGCAGGGAGACAGAGGAGGUGUUCGACGCCCUCAUGCUGAAGAAUCCCACACUGAAAGGCCUGAUGGAAGCUAUUUCAGAAAAGUAUGAGUUGCCUUUGGAAAAGGUCGGAAAGGUGUAUAAGAAGUGCAAGAAAGGUAUUCUGGUCCACAUGGACGACAACAUCAUCAAACACUACUCCAACGAAGACACCUUCCAGAUCACCAUGGAGGAGAUGGGUGGCAUGUACAAACUCACCCUCACCGAAAUCUGAUUGGUCAAGGAGGAGGUGACAUCAUCCUGUACAGAGGGGUGGACGACAAACGGUGCCAUUAGGGAUAGUGGUUUACACGUGAUUAUGGACUUGAUUGAAAUCAUGUUGUCUGCGUGCUGUAUCAACCAGAUUUUUAAAACACAGAGGCCCAUAAGAGGUUGUUUAACAAACCAUAGCUCUUAACAGACAACAAUGUUGAUUAGGCACCUAAGUUAUACAUUUUUCUAAAUUUCAAAUCUAUUUUUCUUGUGCAUGACAAAUAACAAAUGAGGACAAGUUCCUAUGACACCAUUGUUUUGUAUUUUGUGAGAAUAUGAGUAGCACCUAAAAUAUAAGUGCCUUUUUCUUUUGUAAAUUUUGUUUGAAACGUGCCUAGCGAUUGUAGUGCUGCUAUACCUCAUGCUAUGCAAGCAGCAUUGUCUCUGAUAUAUUUGACAUUUAUCAGGAGAAACGGCUCAUUUUGUCCCUUCAUAAAGCCAUAGCACUGAUGAUUACAAUCUGUAAAGUUGGGUAUUUAGCGCACAAAAUGAAGUCAGCAAAUUGUUUAUGGAGCCUCAGUGGUUCAGUGUAUUAAUGCUAAACAUCAUGGCAGUAUUUAGUGUGUAAAAAAAAAUUCUUCAACCAUCAUACAAUUAGGGUAGAAUAGUGUAAAUAUUUGUUGUCUUUUUUUUAACAUAGGAUACAGGCUGUUUGUAAAUGAAAUGGCUUAAAAGAUGUUUGUUCCUCAGAUCAGUUUUAAAAAAGAGUCACUAAAUAUUUUGAUAAUAAUUUUAAGACACAGCUACCUUUUCCCAUGUAGAGUAGGUCUCUGAAAUAGGUGAAAUAGGUAAAUAACUGUUCAGGAUAGUUUAAAUUCAAAAAGUGUGUUCUAGAAGUGCAAAUAUGAUAUUUAGGUCACACACAUUCAUAGAAGACAUUCCUGUAUUGCCAGUAUAAAAAUACAUAUUAACUGAUGUUAAUUUUGAAAUUUAGAUAUUGUUAAGUGUGUAUAUAUAUAAUGAAAAAAGGAUCUAUAUGAUCCAUCCUUUUGUAUCUCAGUACUUAUUGUGUAUAUAUUUAUUAAGAGAAUGGAUGUGGGUCAUUGGUAUUUUUUUUCCACACAUACCCCAAUUUCUAUUAUUCCUAAUAAUAUAAUGUUUUUUUUUUCGUUUUGCUAUGAACUUAUUCUAAAAUAUGUCAAGGGACAAUAAGCAACAAACAUUUUUUUAAUUGAUGCUUACUUUCUGUUUUGGAAAAAAAAUUGAUGCACAAAGUGCCCAAUAAAAGCUUUCAAAUAGCUGCA
Messenger RNA from Scophthalmus maximus (turbot), 3297 nucleotides. It is a transcript of the gene grhl1, whose product is annotated as grainyhead-like transcription factor 1. Gene Ontology annotation, cellular component: nucleus. Gene Ontology annotation, biological process: regulation of transcription by RNA polymerase II. Gene Ontology annotation, molecular function: RNA polymerase II cis-regulatory region sequence-specific DNA binding; DNA-binding transcription activator activity, RNA polymerase II-specific. The transcript has 16 exons. Lineage: Eukaryota; Metazoa; Chordata; Actinopteri; Pleuronectiformes; Scophthalmidae. The coding region runs from base 165 to 2015 and encodes 616 amino acids. The record is from RefSeq and is a predicted model, not a curated record.